Molecule: messenger RNA, 332 nt
Organism: Sinocyclocheilus rhinocerous
Lineage: Eukaryota; Metazoa; Chordata; Actinopteri; Cypriniformes; Cyprinidae
Product: chromobox protein homolog 6-like
Exons: 5
Coding region: 78-332 (84 amino acids)
Biological process (GO): negative regulation of transcription by RNA polymerase II
Cellular component (GO): chromatin; PRC1 complex
Molecular function (GO): chromatin binding
Source: RefSeq, a predicted model, not a curated record
GUUUGGUUCACUCCUCCACGGCGCAGGAUCUCUCCAUUGCUUCCGCGGAAGAACCCGUCUCUGCUGUCCCACUAAAGAUGGAGCUGUCUGCGGCAGGGGACCGAGUGUUUGCCGCUGAGGCCAUCCUGAAGCGCCGCAUCCGUAAGGGACGGAUGGAGUACCUAGUGAAAUGGAAAGGAUGGGCAAUAAAGUACAGCACAUGGGAACCUGAGGAGAACAUCCUAGAUGAACGACUCGUUGCAGCAUUUGAACAAAAAGAGCGGGAGCAGGAGAUGUAUGGACCUAAAAAGAGAGGCCCGAAACCUAAAACGUUGCUUCUGAAGGUGUCCUAG